Molecule: messenger RNA, 723 nt
Organism: Darwinula stevensoni
Lineage: Eukaryota; Metazoa; Arthropoda; Ostracoda; Podocopida; Darwinulidae
Source: the annotation of a GenBank genome assembly
AUGGUGCACCCGGACAAGAAAGCGAAUCCGGACCAAGUGGAUGGACUCAAAGCGACGGUAUCUGAAACAUGGGAAGCAGUGGUCCACAAGCAGGAAGAAGUGCCUUUUGUGACAUCACUUACUCAAGGCCAAGAUCUUGUGAAGAACCUCGACUUACACAUCGGAGUCUCAAUCCGAACUUAUCGAGCAUUGAGCAGCAGCAGCAAUCCAUGCGAAACAGAUCCCGGUUAUGUUCUAUCAAAUUGCCAGUGGGCUUGCUACGAGAAGGAACUCAUUUCCAGAGUCGGUUGCAGACUUCCGUUCAUGGCGAACUCGACGACUAGGAUGUGCAACGGGGGAAAGGAGUUCACGAAAGCCUCGUUUACGAGCAUCCGAAUGGUGGACGGGAGAGACGCGACCAUCCCGACUUGGAUCCCUGACAAAUGUGACUGUCCCACGCCAUGCAAUCAGGAUCUCUACAGUUUCUCAGUUGAUUCCCGUAUUCGAACAGACAACGUCUCCGUCACUCGACUCUAUUAUGUGGACAUGAACUACGAGGAGAUCCAGGAGGAGUACAGUUAUAAUAUAUUCGCACUUCUAUGCGACCUUGGAGGGACUCUAGGGUUGCUUCUCGGAGCCUCAGUGUUGACCAUGAUACAGAUCCUGGAAUGGUUCUUCAGUACGGUAGCCGCUUGGGUCCUUAGCCAUCGAUCCCCAGUACAGGUCGUGGGUCCAGCCACUUAG